Molecule: messenger RNA, 2670 nt
Organism: Sesamum indicum (sesame)
Lineage: Eukaryota; Viridiplantae; Streptophyta; Magnoliopsida; Lamiales; Pedaliaceae
Gene: APTX
Product: APRATAXIN-like protein
Biological process (GO): single strand break repair
Cellular component (GO): nucleus
Molecular function (GO): single-stranded DNA binding; double-stranded RNA binding; single-strand break-containing DNA binding
Source: RefSeq, a predicted model, not a curated record
GUGUGUUCAACAUCAACUCCGGCAUUUGAACUGAGGGGGAGACGGAGUCUUUAUUGCAUCUCUUGGCCAACUAAUGAUGGAGUCGAUGGAAAUUGAUCGAGAAAAAGCACCGUUUACAGGGGAAGAAAAUAAGGAAACCAAGCCAAUCGUAGUAGUAUUGGUGGGCCUGCCUGGAAGUGGGAAAUCUACUUUUAGUGAUGAAGUCAUGAGAAUUUCUUCCCGUCCCUGGGCUCGUGUUUGCCAGGAUACUAUUAAUAAUGGUAAGUCUGGGACAAAAAUUCAGUGUCUGUCAGUUGCAGCUACUGCUUUAAAGGAUGGUAAGAGUGUGUUUAUAGAUAGAUGCAACAUUGAUAGAGAACAGCGGGCGGACUUUCUGAAGCUUGGUGGCCAACAGACGGAGAAACAUGCUGUCGUGCUUGAUCAUCCAGCCAAGCUUUGUAUUUCUCGUUCUGUGAAGCGUACCGGACAUGAAGGCAACUUACAAGGUGGGAAAGCUGCUGCUGUUGUGAAUCAAAUGGUGCCAAAGAAAGAACUUCCUAAACUGAGUGAAGGGUUUGACCGAAUUACAUUUUGUCACGAUGAAAGGGAUGUCAAAGAAGCUGUCAAUGUGUAUGGUUCACUCAGUCCAUUAGAUUCUCUUCCUUCUGGCUGUUUUGGACAGAAGAAGUCAGAUGCCAAGAUUCAACUAGGGAUAAUGAAAUUUCUUAAAAAAGUAGAUCCUUCUGGUAAUGCUGGAUCUGAUCCAACUGUCCGUCAGAAGUGUAGCCCGAACAAACUAUCUGUGGGAGAGGAUACUGUCCUGCAGAGAAGCAAAAUGGAUUCUGCUGCUCUCGAGAAGGUGGGAAAAAGUAAUGAAUUGGACAUUACCUCUACUUCUGGUGCCAAUUCUGCCAACAGUAUUCCCACUUUGGCAUUUCCAUCUAUUUCUACUGCAGACUUUCAAUUCAAUCUUGAGAAGGCAUCUGACAUUAUUGUUGAGAAAGUUGAGGAAUUUAUCGGUAGGAUUGGGAAGGCUAGACUUGUUUUAGUAGAUCUGUCGCAGGGAUCAAAAAUAUUGUCCCUGGUUAAGACUAAAGCUGCACAAAAGAACAUUGACUCCAAUAAGUUCUUUACAUUUGUUGGAGAUAUAACUCGACUACAUUCUCAGAGAGGCUUACACUGUAAUGUUAUUGCUAAUGCUGCCAACUGGCGUUUAAAACCAGGAGGUGGGGGGGUAAAUGCUGCUAUCUUCAAAGCUGCAGGUUCUGCACUAGAAAUUGCAACCAAAGAAAAGGCUGUGUCCCUUAGUCCUGGAAAAUCAGUUGUUGUGCCACUUCCUUCAUCUUCUCCAUUGUUUGCUAGGGAAGGUGUAACCCAUGUCAUUCAUGUUCUUGGACCAAAUAUGAACCCCAUGAGACCUGAUUGUCUUAAAGAUGACUAUGUUCAGGGAUGCAAGAUACUUCGUGAAGCUUAUUCAUCUCUCUUUGAAGGGUUUGUUUCUAUAGUUAGGUCCCAUGGAGUAGCCUCUAUACACAACAGUGGAAGACCAUUAGAAUCUGGAGGAUUCCAAGAGGUAAUCCCUACUAAUGAUGAUCAGAAGGCCAAAAGGGAAGCUGAUUAUGAAUCUGAAAGGAGCAAAAAGUAUAAGGGACUCCGACUGGACCUUAAAUCUGGUGCCAGCAGCUUGAUGGAUGAGGAAAAAAUCCAGGAUAAAAGCGUGAACAUGACCAAGUCCUGGGCGUCAUGGGCACAAGCCCUUCAUGAUGUUGCUAUGCAUCCCAACAAGCACAAGAAUGUUAUUCUUGAGAUAUCAGAUGAUGUUUUAGUGAUGAAUGAUGCUUAUCCAAAGGCUCAGCGGCACCUCUUAGUAUUAGCGCGGGUUGAUGGUCUCGACAGCAUUGCUGAUAUAUGUAGAGAGCACGUCCCAUUGUUGAAGACAAUGCAUGCUGUUGGCUUGAAAUGGGCAGUAAAGUUCCUCAAUGAAAAUAAAUCUUUGUCAUUUCGCCUUGGAUACCACUCGGUCCCUUCAAUGCGUCAAUUGCACCUUCAUGUAAUUAGCCAGGAUUUCGACUCCAUCCAUCUGAAGAACAAGAAGCAUUGGAACUCAUUCACCACUCCAUUCUUCCUUGAUUCAGUAGUUGUGAUAAAGGAACUCGAAGAUGUUGGACGUGUUACAUUGAAAGACGACAAGUGCCUGGCAAUGGAGCUGCGGUGCCACCGGUGUCGAAGUGCACAUCCAAAUAUACCUCGCCUCAAAUCACAUAUUAGCUCUUGUCAAGCCCCAUUUUCUGCUGAUCUACUCCAAAAUGGCCGGCUUGUCUCUUCCACAGGUACUGAUUUCUAGCUUGUGUCAGUUAGGAACAAUCACUGCUUCUUAGUUUACACAAUACCUUGUCACAGCUGGCUUUUAAAAUCUUUUUUGUUUUCUUUAUUUGGGUGAAAAUAGUGUAGACUUCUUGUGAAAUGUGGGAGGGAGACUAACAUCAGUUGAUGGUAGGCUGCUUUUGUUAUCAAACCAUCGCCUAAGAGCUUGGCCACAGGUUAAGACUUCGUGGGUUGGGUUUUGGUCGGAACUAUUCAGAGAUGUGGCCAGAGCUUGGCCACGGUUUAAAGACUUCGUGGGUUGGGUUUUGGUCGGAACUAUUCAGAGAUGUGGCCGAUUCCUUGCCAUAGCACAACUUGUGGUUGUAU